Molecule: messenger RNA, 1542 nt
Organism: Trichoderma virens Gv29-8
Lineage: Eukaryota; Fungi; Ascomycota; Sordariomycetes; Hypocreales; Hypocreaceae
Exons: 4
Coding region: 1-1542 (513 amino acids)
Biological process (GO): L-tyrosine biosynthetic process; aromatic amino acid catabolic process
Molecular function (GO): pyridoxal phosphate binding; L-2-aminoadipate:2-oxoglutarate transaminase activity; aromatic-amino-acid:2-oxoglutarate transaminase activity
Source: RefSeq, a predicted model, not a curated record
AUGAAAGAUCCCACUAUUGCAGACAUCGAUGCUCGCCGACAGGCGGCUGGGAAAAUGGUGGCUCCAACAGCUGCCUAUGCUGAUUCCGACAUGUUCAAACUGCAGUGCUCUCGAAAGCCAGCAGCAAAACGAUGGGACAAUCACCUAACGGAUGAAUGUCUAGCGCGAGCUCCCGGAAUCUUGAAGGUAGCCGCAAGGUUUCUCAAGAGACCGGGAAUGAUUUCGCUGGCUGGCGGCCUUCCCGGUACUGACUACUUCCCGUUCAACUCUAUAAGCGCUGCGAUUCCGGCGAUCCCUGACGAAGCUGGGAGCAACAUGUCCGAGACCGAAUCCACCAUCACCAUGGGGUUGCACGAUAUCGCCUCUGGGGACGCAACGUUCGACCUCUCCGUGGCUUUAAACUAUGGCCAAGCUGCAGGUUCAGCCCAGAUGAUCCGUUGGAUCACCGAACACACAGAGCUCGUCCACAACCCUCCUUAUGCCGACUGGGACACCUGUCUAACCACCGGAAACACAGCCGGCAUAUACCAGGCAUUGCGAAUGCUCUGCGAUAAAAAUAGAGGCGACUCAUGGAUAACCGAAGAGUAUUGCUACGCCUCUGCCCUAGAGACUGCGCUUCCGAUGGGCAUCAAAACAGUCGGCAUCAAGAUGGACGCCGAUGGCCCCAUACCAGAAGUCAUGGACGAGCUUCUCACCAACUGGGACGCUGCGAAAAAGGGAGCUCGAAAACCACACGUCUUGUACACCGUGCCAACCGGACAGAACCCAACAGGAUCGACCCAAAGCGCCGCAAGAAAAAGAGCGAUAUACCAAGUCUGCCAGAAACACGACAUCUACAUCCUCGAAGACGACCCCUAUUACUUCCUCCAGCUACGAUCCGACUUACACUCUCAACACAACCCCUCAAAGCCUUCCGCCAGCACAUUCCUCGCCAAUCUUCCUCCUUCGUUUCUCAGCAUCGACACCGACGGCCGCGUCAUGCGCAUCGACUCCUUCUCCAAAGUCGUCGUCCCCGGCGCAAGAAUGGGUUGGGUGACGGCAUCCGAGCAAAUGAUUGAGCGCUUCAUCCGGCACGCCGAAACAGCCAGUCAAGGGCCCAGUGGCUUCUCCCAGGCUCUCAUAUACAAGCUUGUCGACGAGAAAUGGGGCCACCAGGGGUUCUUGGAUCGGCUGCAGCAUCUGCAGACUGAAUAUACUGCGAGGAGAGACGUGAUGCUGGCGGCGUUUGACAAGUUUUUGCCCAAGUCGAUUGUAAGCUGGAAUUCCCCAAGUGCAGGCAUGUUUUGCUGGAUCCGAAUCAACCACAGCCUGCGCCCCAACGCAAAACUAUACUCGGCUCUCGACAUCGAAGAAGAAAUAUUUGCCGCGUGCCUCAAGAGAGGCGUCCUCGUCGCAAAGGGCUCUUGGUUCAGGGCCGAGCCGGAUAUGCCUCUCAACGACGUGUUUUUCCGCCUCACGUUUGCGGCGUCGAGUGCUGAGAACAUGGAAGUGGCUGUUCGCACGUUUGGAACGGCCCUCCGCAGCAUUUUCAAGCUGGAAUGA